This is a messenger RNA of Ornithodoros turicata, 1409 nucleotides long. RefSeq lists its product as uncharacterized. The record is from RefSeq and is a predicted model, not a curated record. The transcript has 4 exons. Bases 138 to 1370 code for a protein of 410 amino acids. Lineage: Eukaryota; Metazoa; Arthropoda; Arachnida; Ixodida; Argasidae. Gene Ontology annotation, molecular function: zinc ion binding.
ACCAUUUUCGAAAUAACGCCACCUGGCGGCCACGGGGAGCUGCGUCCGCCAUGUUGCGGGACACGGCGUAUGUGAUGUAUAUCGUUCAUAUAUUGAGCGAUUGGGCGUGAGUGCGGAUGUGACUUGGCGCUGUCGAGAUGUCCACCGUAUCCUUUCCAGUCACUGGAUGGAUACGUGACCUUUCAAAGUUGCCAAAACUGCCAGAUGACAGCAUAGAGUCUUUCAGUUCCUCACAACGAAAUGUGAGGAGAAGCUACAACUUCUGCGUAGAGCAGUACGUGGUGACUUCGUCCAUUCAUGCAAACUACACGAGGCAAGGCGAGUACUACGUGAAAGCACUGUGCUACAAAAGUAAGAAGAAAACCCAAGAUCCCUACCUAACAGUGCUUUGCUUCGACCAGAAUGCAGUUGUUCGAGAUGGUGCCUGUGAUUGCCCCGCGGGCAAACGAGCAUGCAACCACCAAAUAGGUGUACUGCGCACCGUUGGUCUGCUGCAGCAGAACGGGUUCAGCGAGGCUCCUCCACAACUGUCGUGUACUGACCUCCCACAACAGUGGGGAGUACCUCGUGGAAGAAAGGUGCCAGCGACAUCAGUUCAAAACGUCAAUUGGAGAAGAGUGCAAGAAGGUGGACGGGAUGACUCCAUAAAGAUGAGACUUUACGAGUCGCUCUGUGUUACUCCUGCUGCUGCUAGAGAGGUCGAGAAGAAUACCAGACAGCAGCGAAACAGCAAAACGUGGCUCAAGGAAAGGUCUGCACGUUUGACGGCAUCAAACUUUGGAGCAGUCUUCAAACGUGCUACAUGGAGCAGGAAGGGGCUCGAUAACAUGCUUGCACAGAAGGACAUAUCAAGAGUGAGGGCUGUGAAGUACGGGGUUGAAAACGAGGACACUGCUCGUGAUCGUUACAAGGCCGUGCUCCAUUCGCUAGAUAGAAACAUCACGGUGAGCCCUUGUGGCCUGCUUGUUCCACCCUCACAGCCGUGGCUUGGCGCGACUCCAGAUGGCAUCGUGUUUGACCCCAAGGAAGAGACACCUCAUGGAAUUUUGGAAAUUAAGUGUCCAUACUCCCUGCGAAGUGCAAGCCUGCACGACCUGUCGGAAGAAGCAUUUUUUUCUGUUGUAUCAGAUCAUGAGAAUGAAGAAAAUGUAAUGAAGAGGCCAAUGCUACACAGGGAUCAUGAUUACUAUUACCAGAUUCUUGGCCAGAUGGCAGUUUCGGGACUAAGGUGGGGUGACUUUGUUGUGUACUCCAAGGAUUUCAUACUUGUUGAGCGAAUACCUUUCUCAGAAUGUGACUGGGCCCGUGUUGAGCCUAAGCUUACACGAUUCUAUUUUGACACCCUGUUACCUGUGAUUUCGGGAGACUAAGCAUGUGAUGUACAAAGCAAUAAAUGUUGACUUGAAAUG